AUGUCGCACAUCAUCUCAUCCGCCAUGUCGGUGGCUCAGCAGAAGCUUGGUACCGCCUCGUCCAACAACGAAGCAUCCGACCACCAGCCGGGCCUUUCCCCCCCACUUUCGCCCGUUGACGAUCAGGAUAUUGAGCUCACAGCUCCUACUCCAGCCGCUGCUCGCGCUUCUACACGUCGUCCAGCCACAGCGCCUUCUUCGCCUUUGCCUCCUCAUCUUCAGACGUACAAAAACAACCUCGGCAACGACAUUACCAUCGACGUCAACAUUGGACCUAGCACAUCAUCCGCCUACGCUCGAGCGCAGGGCAGCACUGCUUUCCACCACGCCCACAAGUACCAUGGCCACUCUUCUUCUCCCUCGCCUGCACCGGCUGCUGAGGCACAUCUGGAUGCACCUGCUGAGGGCGUCACCGACGCCGGAUCGUCUCGCUCGCAUGCCGGCUCGUUGGGCUAUGGUGGCCCAGUACCGGCCACCCCUGGAACGGAGGAUACAGACCCGCUCUUGCUUCGAUCGCGCGUCGUCGAAGAGUCCGAGGUCCGUCGUCGACACUCGGGCAAGGGCAAGAACAAGCGCAGCGAGCGCCAGAUUCGUGACUUUUAUGAAGCGCAAAACGAGCACAUCGAACGUCUUCUCAAACCCAUCUCUGCACAUGCAGACGAGGACAAGCAAGGUCGCGAGUCGUCGGCACUCAAAGUCAAAAUCGCCGUCUAUGCAUCAAUCGGUGCCAACUUUGUGCUUGCUGCACUUCAACUCUACGCUGCUGUCAGUUCACUCUCGCUCUCGCUGUUUGCCACUGCUGCCGACUCGGUAUUCGACCCCUUCGCCAAUCUUGUGCUCAACUGGCUGCACCGCAAGAGCGAGAAGGUAGACGAACGCAAAUGGCCCAUCGGAGGAUCACGUUUCGAGCCUAUCGGUAACAUCACCUACGCUGCGCUGAUGGGCAUGGUCUCGGCAAUCCUCGUGGUCGAAUCCAUCAAGGAGCUGGCCAGAGGCGAUAGCGACAAAAAGCUUCACAUUGCAUCACUCAUCGCUGUCGGUAUUGCUUUUGUCACCAAAGCGUUGCUUGCUAUCUACUGCUUUGGACUGCGUAAGUACAGUUCGCAGGUCGAAGUGCUUUACCAAGACCACCGCAACGACCUAUUUAUCAACGGCUUUGGUAUCUUCACCUCGGCUGCUGGUGCCACGAUCGCAGGAUGGAUCGAUCCUACCGGUGCGCUCAUCAUCUCGCUCGCCAUCAUCACCUCGUGGACACGAACGGCAUUCGACGAGUUCAAGACGCUUGCCGGUGCCGCUGCCCCCACCGAUUUCUUGCAGCUGGUCACGUACAACGCUGCUCUGUUCAGCGACGAGAUUCAGGCGAUCGAGAGCGUGAGGGCUUACAGUUCAGGUCCGAGGUACAUUGUCGAGAUCGACAUUGUCAUGCAUCCCGAGACGCCGCUGUGGAAGAGCCAUGACCUGAGUCAGGCACUGCAAGACAAUCUGGAAUCGCUUCCCAUGGUGGAAAGAGCUUUCAUCCACGUCGACCACGAGGUGGAACAUGCUUUCGAACACCGUAAGUCUGUGUAA
Messenger RNA from Mycosarcoma maydis (corn smut), 1569 nucleotides. RefSeq lists its product as uncharacterized. Gene Ontology annotation, biological process: transmembrane transport; monoatomic cation transport. Lineage: Eukaryota; Fungi; Basidiomycota; Ustilaginomycetes; Ustilaginales. The record is from RefSeq and is a predicted model, not a curated record. The transcript has a single exon. Gene Ontology annotation, cellular component: membrane. Gene Ontology annotation, molecular function: monoatomic cation transmembrane transporter activity. Bases 1 to 1569 code for a protein of 522 amino acids.